Messenger RNA from Cooperia oncophora, 621 nucleotides. Lineage: Eukaryota; Metazoa; Nematoda; Chromadorea; Rhabditida; Trichostrongylidae. The record is from the annotation of a GenBank genome assembly.
AUGAGAUGUGAAAAAGCGAAAUGUGGCGGAAGAUUUGCCUGUGCUGUUGCUAUGUUCUGGUGUGCAGCCUUGCUGAUAUGUUGGCUGUUCAUCAUCUCUAUCGUUUCCAUGUUUUGCGGUGCCUACUUCAUUUUCCACGAUCUCUGCCUUGAUAUAUCGACUUUCACAGAAGAAAUUUGUAUAAAUUUUGAGGUCUUCGCUCCUUUAGACCUUCGUCUCUGUGGAGGAGAUGCUCAGCAGUUUUGCGCAUUUUCUGCUACUGCUCGUUCGUGGUAUAUCGUGGGAUGGGUUGGAUCAUGUUUUGUCAUCAUCGGAUUGGCAGCUUUCCUAGCCAUCCUGGCUGCAAAUUAUGCACACGUUGGAAAUGUGGGCAGGUAUGUUGAAUUGCGUGAUCUGGCGUUGGAUGUGUCAUCAAAUGGAUCUCCAGCACAUACAAAGGAGGACUCGUUCUAUUACCCGAGCAGUGAAAAGAGUCAACGAAAUACUCCACUCGAUAGGAAUUCGAAUGGACCUUCAUGGCAACGGCAUUAUGAUGGGUCAACAUCAACGAGUCGUUUGGCUGAAAAAAUGUCCGAUUCUUUCAGUCAGUAUGCGUACCGUCCAAGGAAAAAACCGUUCUAA